This is a messenger RNA of Bacillus rossius redtenbacheri, 10476 nucleotides long. RefSeq names its product myogenesis-regulating glycosidase. The record is from RefSeq and is a predicted model, not a curated record. Lineage: Eukaryota; Metazoa; Arthropoda; Insecta; Phasmatodea; Bacillidae. Bases 577 to 3006 code for a protein of 809 amino acids. Gene Ontology annotation, molecular function: hydrolase activity, hydrolyzing O-glycosyl compounds. Gene Ontology annotation, biological process: carbohydrate metabolic process. The transcript is spliced from 6 exons.
GGCAGUCCGGCUCAGUGCGCUCGAGCUGUCCGCCCGGGGUGGGUCGCAUUCCGAUCAGCUGCUCACGCCGAGUCCGUCAAACAAACUGCGAUCUUGCAUUUAUUUCACGCGUGUUUUUUUUAACGUGUCGGGUGUAAAUUCGUCUCAAUUUUUUUUUUUUUUACGUUUCAACUAACUGGUGGGUAACUGAACCAGAGAACUAUCAGCCAAUAAUAAACUAGCAUUGAUCAAUUAGUAAAAAGUUUAUUCCAUGUGUGCAGGCGAAAUUUAAAAAUAAAUAAAUAUAUAUACAUUACACUCAUAUUUUAAUGAUGAAAAAUCCGAGCUAUCUCGAACCCGUGGAAUGAGCCGUGCGUGCAUCGGGGAAAAGGUAGAUAAAUAAACAAACCAGAAGGACGUUCAGUGUUUUACCGCACGUUAUCUCCGUGUCCACCCGAGCUGGCGGGUAAGCGACCCGAUGUAAAGGCCAAGGAGAGCGCGGAUGCCAUGUGACUUCCGCUUGAGGGAGGACCGCACAUCCCGCCCGGAAGACCAGAAGGAUCGCUGACGUCACCUCCCCCCCCCCUCCUCACCGAGAUGGUCACCGAGAAGAAGGGCGGCCGCAAGCUGCCCACGCCAAAGAUCAAGAUCACCAAAGCUUCGAGUCCCAGUUCUUCUAACAAUGGUGGUGAUAUAACAAGUGAUGAUGAUAUUCUCAGUGACUUCGAAGGUGUAAUUUCUGAAGAUGAUACAUUUUCCAAAAGUGUGCCGUUGCGCAAUUCACGCCGCAAGUCGGUCCUGCCUCCUGGUGGGCUCGGCAAGAAUGAGCUGGAAGUGUUGGACGAACCUUCUCCGCAGGCCUCCAUUACGAGCGUCAACAGCAUUUCCAGUCUGCUGAGGGAAAAGCUGGCAUUGACGUUGCCUGCCAUACUUAAGAAGAAGAGACGUCCUGAACAGUACAAACUGAAGGCAUUCGUUGGAAUUCUGUUCCUGUGCAUAGUAUUCCUUGUUGGGUUCGCUCACGUUUACUACCACCAGCAAGUUCUUCAGCGUGCAUAUUUUGAGUUCAUCCGCUUCAACCACGAAGAGCGGGUGGUGCGAGUCUACAAUGACGCAGGCGCCGAGGUCUUGCUCGGCGACUUGGGCACCAUGCUGAGGCCGGGGCGGGGACACAACUGCCUGGUUCGGGACCAGCGGUCGGACGGCUCCGUGUGCCUCGAGUGGAUGCACCAGGCCCGGCUGUACCUGAACCACCGCGCCCACGGUCCCGUGCACUGCUACCACGUCACCUGGGAGAGCUUGGCCGAGGGCUCCAAUCUGACCGACUGUUACGACUGGUCGGAGGACAAGGGACAUUGGUUCGGCGGGGGCCAGACCAGGGAGAUGGCUUGGCCCGCCGAGUUGGGGACGGUCGAAAUGUCCCCGUUCAUAACGGGCCACGUGGACAGCAGUCAGUGGGGCAACGCCCUGAAGCGUUACUUUAUCGGCUCUAAAGGCGUGACCAUCACGGUGGACCCCAACACUCCUCUUUAUGUUUCCAUAGGUGUCGAUGCCUCGAAACGAUUAUGCCUGCAUGCCAGGCACGAUGACUUUGCGUAUGCUUAUCCUUUGACACCGCUUCCAAAACUUAACUAUACUAUUUGCCGUGCUGCAAACAUGAAGUUAUUACAUUCUUUCCUUGCAGAGAAAAGUCUUUGGGAUGGGCUGAGGAAGGAUGAUCUGGACAUAAUCCAUUCCAUCAUUAGCGAACCAGUGUGGCAGGUAUCACCUUCCUCGAGCGAAGCUUUGACAGAGGCCGCAUUGUACAACUACACGGAAGAUAUAAUUGGCCUCGGGUUCCUGAGACAAGGCCACGUGCUGCUAAAUGAGUUCUGGCAGUCCCAUGCAGGGGACUUUGUGUUGGAUGAAUUGAGAUUCCCAACCUUGGAGGAAACCAUCAAAAUCAUUCAUCGGCGUGGCUUCCGCAUAAUCUUCACCAUCCAACCGUUCAUCAGCACGGAGUCUGUCAACUUCCACGAGGCGGUCGAGGAGCAGCUGUUGGUGUCUGAGAGGGGAGGCAGGCACCACAUCCCCUCUCUCACCACUUACAAGAGCUCGUUGAGUGCUGGCAUGCUGGACAUCACCAACAAUCGCGUGAUUCCCUGGCUUCAGGCGAAACUGAAAGGGCUGGUGGACGAGUACAGCGUGGACUCUUUCUACAUAGAUUACGGAACGGCCCACGACUUGCCGUACCAUUACCGCUUCGAGAACAAGCUGAGGAACCCGGACGAGUACAAGACGUUGUUCACGGAAGCGGUGCUUCAGAGCGUCGGAGUCACCGGCGUGUCGAGCACCAUCGUCCGGCCGCGCGCCCCGGUGUUCGUUUCCCUCCCGCCGUUCUCCUCAUCCUGGGAGUCGCUGGGGAUGGUCAUACCGACCGUUCUGACCUACGGAUUGACGGGGUACCCAUUCAUCAUGCCAGGUGCCGUCGGCGGGGAUUAUGAUAUCGAGAGUUUCGACGAGGACAACUUGACUACGACCACUGCGAAAACAGCAGAGGAAUUUUUGGACGAGUUUGACUUCCCGCUGCCAGACAAGGAGCUGUACAUUAGGUGGCUGCAGCUGGCUACGUUCCUGCCUGUGAUUCGCUACUCGCACCUCCCCAGCAAGUACGAGGACGAUGACCUUCUGGAGAUUGUCAAAGCCCUCACCACCCUUCGAGUAAAAACGGUGAACCCUCUGUUGAAGAAGUACGUUCAAGACGCGCUGGACUUUGGCACGCCGAUCAUCCGGCCGCUGUGGCUGCUGGACCCGCGGGACCCGGCCUGCCUCACCGUCGCCGACGAGUUCUCCGUGGGCGAGGAGCUGAUAGUGGCGCCGGUGCUGUUCCCCGACACCACCGAGCGGGAGGUGUACCUGCCCGCCGGCGUCUGGAAGGACGGGAUCGACGGCAGCCUGCGCAAGGGCAGUCGCUGGCUCCACAGCUACCGAGUGCCCAGGGAGAAAGUUGCCUACUUCAUAAAAAUGCCAGACAACACCCGCUUCUGAGUGUGUGCUGACGGUCGGCGUACCCAGGUUCUGGAAGGGACAGAACUCUGACUCAUUGGCCCACCUUGUUGCCGCGAAGGCAUUUAAGGCUGUCUCACACGCCAUGUUGGUUCCCCCCACCCCCUCCCCCAUUUGAUUUAAGGCUGUUCCUGUAAAUUUUUCCCGAUAGCUCCCGUACAUUACAUGUUUCGUUACAAACUAUGUCACUAGAUAUUAACCAGGUGGUAUUGAGGGUUGAUUGAUUUUAUUUUCUUACCAGAUUUUCACCAUAUUAUUUGUACCUGAAAGCUACAGUGGGUGCUAGCUUGGCAAUCCCUCUCGUGUUUCUUGAUUCUUGUGCGGGCGGCCAUUGUCAUGCUGCAGAAUAGACUCCAAAACUUGAUGAGUGGGGCUUAACCGUGCAUAGAAAACAUGUGUGGUUUUCAGGUACAAAAAUAAUUUGGAAAAUCUGGUAAAAAAUAAAAAUGUUAUGGCUAUGGAGAAAUUGCUUUUGAAUCAAGCCUUGUGAUAGCAGUAAAAAGGUGUGUAAGUUUACUAUUUAAUUGCACUUUAACAUAAUUGACAUUUUGGUUUUGUUUAUAGUUUGUGUUUACAAAGUGUUCAUUAUAAUGAUUGCUUUCGUGACAUUUUACAUCUUGAAAAUAAUGCUUGGUUAUUAUUAGGGCCCCCUGAAAGUGGUAAAUAAAAUUUUCAGAUUUCGUCAUUAAAAAUGAGCUAAAGCGGUGUUAAAAUUCACUUAAAAACACAAAAGCGGUGCUAAAAUUCGCUUAAAAACACAAAAGCGGUGCUAAAAACGUGAAAAAAAAAAGUGUGCGUGUUACUGUAAAUAUAUGUGAUAUUAUUUAAGUUAAAUAAUUUUACUUUAACCUACUCAUUACUGAAUACCCUAAACAAAUAGGUUACAUAUAUUUAUAUGACAAACUUUUGAUUUAGACACUGUGGAAAGUUCUUUACAUAUAAAUUAAGUCUUGUGAAUGACAAAUAUUGUUCACAUAAUUCACAACAAAGAAAUUAAAAUAUGUAUUUUCAACUUCACAUUAAAAUAUUCCAAGUUUCUGUUAAAAACAGCAACGCUUUAAAUGUUCGUGCCAAAGUACUUGGCAAGCAUCAAUUCAAUAUUGCUGGCUUUUAAACCAGUCCGCAAAUCACUAAAAAUGUGUCCAUACGCAGAGAAUGCCCGCUCACCGUCCACAUUUGAUGCAGGAAUCCACAGCACUGAAACUGCUUGUGUCACAAAUGUUGGAUGUCGCUCACGAAGACCUUGCAAAACUUUCAGGACAUCAAUGGUAUGCCCUUCUGCCAAAAUUCCAGCAACUUGCUGCUGAAAUGAAAGAUAACCUUGCAGAAAUUCUGUUUGAGUUAGUGUGUUCAUCAGUGGCAUAUGCUGUGUGCAUGCAAACAACUUUUCAUUGACAGUGUUAGUGGGAAUGUUUUGAACACCAAACAAUUUGUCGAUGGCACUGAAAAAACAUUUAGCAGUAUCUUUGUCCUUCAGACUUUGAAGUUUUGUAAGACACUUCAAGCCUAAGCUCUUGAGGUCUUCCUUCACAGUACACUGUUUAACUUGUGUUGGGAGUUUAUCAAUUGCAGCAGAGGUUUUUUCCCUGAAUAUGCCUCUGCUAACCAGCAAAAAGUUGUUCUCCAAGUCUGCCAACAUUGAGUACAAUUUGUGACUGAGCAAAUAAUGGGAUCCUUCAAGUUCCACAAUGUUCUCAAUAAGUGUGGAGCAGUGUUCUACGAGGAAUUGUGCAAAGCAUAUCACAGUGUCACGCAUUGUGAUACUCAUGUUACUGAAGUAUUCUGCAGCACUACCACCAUCAUCUAUCUGCUUGAAGAACUCAAUCAAGUCUUCAAGGUACUCUGCAAUGUACUCAACCGAAUGGAACCAUGAGUUCCACCUCGUCAUUACUGGUAAUGGGAAGAGUGUAGCUUUCUUUUCACCGCCUGGAUACUUAUUCUUAAGGAAUGAUGAGUAUCUAUGUUUUUUUUUGCGUGCAUUAAGAAAUGCAUGCUUUGCAUUUUGGACACACAUAUUCAAUUCGGGGAGUGAUGUGCUCCACAAACUAGCAAUGAUAUUAAGUUUGUGUGCCCAGCACUGAACAUGAACCAUACCAUCUGAGAAUAUUACCCGUAACGAGUCUAUGCACUUAGUCAUGCAGCGGGCAGAGUCACUAACAACAGCUACAACAUUUUCAUACUUAAUUUCGUACUGUGCCACUACAGACAAAAUUGCUCGUGAACACUCCGUUCCAUUUGCAUUUUCUAAUUCUUUAACUGCUCCUACAAAUAUACGCUGUGUACUGAUGUCCGCAAGAAUACGUAUCAAUACAAUGAACACACAACACCCCAUUCUGUUUGUUGUUUCAUCACUCAUAAUGACUAUCUUCUGAUUUGCUACAGCUUGCUUUACCUGUAGCGAGAGCUCCUCACUGAUUUUUGGUACAUAAGUUUCUCUUAAAACUUGGGCAGAUGGUAUGUCACCUGAACCUGAAAUUAAAGUACUGAAUAUGGACAUUGUUGACAUAAAUACGUAACUAUAAAGUAAACAUGUCUUGACAUCAUCCCUUCAUAUAAUUUUAAAUACAACCUAAUUUAUAUUUUCGAAAAUAUACUACUCCUAACAUCAAAAUUAACAAACCAAUUGACAUAGCAUUAUUUGUAAGUGCAAAAUUUAAACAUACCUGGAACAUAUUUAUGAAGCCAGUUUUGCAGGCACUUGUUAUCAACCUUUUCAAUUGGAAUAUUGGUUUCCAGCAACAUGUUGGUGAAAUCAACAAUAAAUUCCUGUUUAUUUUGUUUUAAUGUCUGGCCUUUAUCAAUUGAGCUGACAAUGCUCAGCUGUUUAGGAGUAGUAUUGUUUUUGAGAUGAUAUUCUUUCUUUUUUUUGUGAGAGUCGCCAUGUACAUGCUUUUUGCAUGUGUCUUUGCGAUGCCAAUCAACGCGACUGUCACAAUACUUGCACAUCAUUAUUUGGUUUUGUUCAUCAAAAAUGAAGAAACCAUCACUUUUGAAUUCCUGUGCUCUUUCAUGUAAUGAAAGGAAUUUCGGCAUUUUGUAAAACUUUUCACCAUAAAAAACGUCAACAUAUAACAACUGCACAGAUUUAAAAAAAUGCCAACUUGCGAGAUAUUACAGUUCGCCCGAUAAUCUGCUUGAUACCACAACGCUGUUCCAACUAUAUGCCAGCGCCCCCGGCUGACGUGAUAUGGCCACUCACGUAAAGCUGUUCCAAACACCGUUCGCCCAAUCAUCUGCUUGCUUUUGUAUUUAUCCGGUGAUGCUGUUCCAAGCUGACGUCAGUGCCCCGAGCGUUGUGCGUAGGCUUUAAACUUCGACUGUUUGUCUUAUCUAUCGAAACAUUAAGCCGGAAAGGAAAAUAAACGCCGUAGUUUUGCGUAUUUUUACAGUAUAUUUUUGGGUUUAACAUUUUAACGUGAGCGUGUGUAAGCUUUUGUUUGCUUUAGUGCAUUUAUGACUAAUGUUCACUUGCGGCCAUGUUGCGGUGUUUGUUUACCAGUGACGAGACAAGUCUUUUUUUUAAACAGUAUUUAAAUUUCGCGUAAAAACACCGCGAUUUCGCGUUUUAAUACUAAAUUUCGUGUAAAAAUGCUGUGUUAUGGCGAUUUCGCGUAAAAACUGUAUUAUACUGUGAUUUCGCGUUUAUCGUCGUUUAAUCGCGAUCGCGAAAAGUACAGGCCCCUAGUUAUUAUGUAUCUCUGGUGACAAUUGAGAUGAAAUUACAGGAAUAGUCUUUAAAUAAUAAAUAGUUAGGACAAAAAAGAGAAACAACCAAUAUUGUGUAUGGGACCAAGCCUUAAAGAAUGUUAAUAUCUUUAUUUGAAUUUAUGGAAGUAGAUUUUAUUUCUUGGACAAAAUAUAAUGUAAAUAGCGUAAAUAUGUAUAUUUUUAUACACUAAUGAAAACUAUCCAUCUAUUUAAUAUUAUUUAAACUGCAGCUAGUUGUUAGUUGAUUUGCAUUUACAGUAGUUGUAAUUUUUUUUAGUCAUUUUUUUCAGGCUACAAGUAUUUCUAUAGGAAAAUAUUUAUUGAAGUACAAAAUAAUCAUUUGGCUUUGGUUAAAGCAUUUAUUGCAUAUUGUUUUAGUUUUCUGAAGUGACAUUUUAAUUUGCUAUCAGCUAAUAAAGUAUUUAUAUUUAUGUGUAUUUAUAAGAUAAUUUUUGUAAGAUUUUAUGCAUUUAAUAACAAAGUACAGUAUCUCAUAUAAAAGGUAAGAUAAAAAUAUGUGAUUCCAAGCUAUCAAAGGGGUAAUUACUAUUGUCAUUUCACUGUCAUUUUUGUAUACUGGUAGGCUUAGCUGUUGUAAUGGUUGUCGUAUAUAUUGAAUGAAGUUCCUUUUAAAAUUGUAAUAGUUUUAAUUAUAUAGUUUCUAAAAAUUAAGUUCUUCUCCAAACAAAAUCAGGGCUUGACAAAAAAAUAUGUAUUUGAUUGUUCUAUCUCUUCUAAAUAUGGUUCCAUAUGUAAAGUGAAAAUUUCCAUUUUACAUAUUUAUACUACUAUUAGAAACAUAUGUUCACUAUGAACUACUAUAAUCACAAUAUUUACAAGUUCUCAUAAUUUUUUUUCCUUACAAAGUUUUCCAAUAACAUAUCAUCUCUAAUAAGUAUCUAUCUAUUAUAUAGUUAAUUACUGGUUAAGAUUUUUUGUAUUUAAUCUUGAAAGUGUGCCUGUCAUUUAUUAAUAGAGCAUGAGAAAAAAUAAUUAUGUAUGUAAAUAUAGAUGCUGGUUAUACUAUUAGAAUAUUCUUCUGUGAGAAAAUGUAAAAGAAGUAUUCAAAUUGUGGAAUGUGGUUUCAAAUUAUCAUAAAGACUUUGAAUUCUCCAUGUGGAGAAUAUCUUCAAUAAACAAUUUAUUUAAAUGCUAUGUAUAGAACAUACGUGGUAAGGUCCACUUCAUAGCUGAUGUACCCAACAUUUUGUUAUUUUCAAAUGAUAUAUGUCUAUAUAACAUACUAAAAGUACUCUAUGACAUGGUUUCAGGGUUUAGCCACAUCUUCAUGAUUACAUAGUAACCGGGUGAAGCUAUUUUUUGAUGUGUAAGCAUCUUAGCUCUCUGUAUACUGCGUUAGGCAGAAUUAAUUAUGUGAAUGGAACAUAAAUCGCAUGAACAGAAAUGUGUGACUACAGUGCUGAAGUCGUACGUGUAGCAACGUAAAACCCAUAUAUUGUCACUUUCUUAAACAUUAGGAGACAUAACAAAUUUAUUGGUGUGCCAAAUGAAACUUUAUGAUAGUGAAACUACCCUGGCAUAUAUUUGGUAAACUAAAACAGUCAUAAUGGAAAGAAAUCAAAAGUUUUAAAAUUCGUAAGAACCUGGAAUUACAAUAUUGAUAACACAUAGUCUCCUUCCUAGGCACCAAUAGACUCAGUAGUGAUGCGGUAGAGCACUCAGUCAAUAAGUCCUAGGCAUAAUUUUUGUCUUGGUUCAAACCCUGAUACUGGAAAAACAUUUUUUUUUUAAAUAACAUAACAUAAUAAUGUUGAAUUAGCUCAAUAAGGUAAAAGUUUGUUUGUAGGAAGUAUUUACAGACUGUUUUCAGUCAAUUUAGCAAAAACAAAUAUACAAACGUAUACUUAGUGUUAUAAUAUGUGUUUUAAAAUGUUUCCGGUUGAUAUUUUAUUAAUGCCAUAAAAGUGUAACUUCUAACAUUUGUGGAAACUUUAUAGUAUUAACUGUUUAGUGAAUUUUAACAAGAUGGUCAGUAUCUAAUAAAAUUCCUUGUCAAAAGUGAGGUUCAAAGCUGGGGUUUAGGAUUUUUUUAAAGUCAUUUUUGAUUUUAUUGGAGCCAUUUCUAUUAGUUAAAAAUUUUAUUCUGUUUCGUGCUACUGUCUGCACAUGAUGGUGGCAAGCAACGUUACGAUUAAGGCUGCGAAUCAUAGUGGCAGGUUCAAAAAGUAAAAGUGCGAUUUGCAAUCGGACACUUUGAUACUUGAAAAGUGAAAAUUUUAUUUAUCAAUAUAUUUACCAUGCUCUGCAUUAUUUUAAAGAGUUCUACUUUAAAUUUUUUGGGUGUGAGUUUCGUAUUAUAAUUUAUAAGUUUAUUUGUAACAUGAGAACUCAUGAAUUUGCUCAUUAACCGAAGUUAGAUGUUAACACAUUACUGGCGAGAACUGAAAGACUCUCUCACAUUUUUUUUCCCAUCAUGGUCUGCGCCAUGUUAGUUACACACCCAAAACAUUGGCUGAAGUGGCUGAAGUGAAGUGUUUGCAUUGUGGAAACAGUUUUAAAUGACUUGUUUUAACAAUGAAGAUUCUAAUUCAGACUUUCUAACCAUUGCUAGACGUGGUCAGGCAAAAAUCUAAAUUUUUUGGGAGUUAACAAUGUAGUGAUGGCGAAGUAAAAAGUGACUUAACUAUGUUACAGCAUGCCAUCUCGUGUCAGUUCCCAUUUCAUUGUUUGUAAGUAAUAAUUUUAGAGCCAUGUGCAAAAACAAAAUAACUUUUAUUAUCAAGCUAAUUUUCAUCAAAAUCCAUUGUGUAAUUAUUUUUGCAUAAUACUGUAACAAAAAUUGACAGACAAAAUUUUUAAAAAAAGAUAAUGUUUUGGCCUCGUUAUUACUUCUUAUUACGAUUUAUACUACUAUUUUAGUAAAUAUAUUGUAUGUACAGACACAACUUUUUUAUUAGACUGUUUUAUUUACUUUAUGUACAUAUAGUUGUUAAGAGCCAUUUUCUUUCAAUAUAUCAGGUACAUUGAUUUACAUUUGAUUUUUAUUUUGGCUAUGUGUUAAUAUGUUUUUUUAUAGUGCAGCAUUUGAAAGUUGUGUUUGUGUAGGUAAAUUGUAUCUCUGCUUUCCUGCAUUAGUGUUUAUGUUUAUCUUUUGUAUGUUUUUAUUCAUGUUGUGCCUAUCUUAAAAAGUUCAAUUACUGUUGGUAUUCAUAUUACAAGCAAAUAAAUUAAUAAAGCUACAAAAUAUAUUUUUUAAGUACUGUAAGUACAAAUAUAUUUUAUUCUUUCAACAAAAUUUUUAAACACAUUUCUGUUAAUGCAUUAUAAUAAAACAUUGGUUAAGCCCACCAUGCCAAAUACAGUAAUUAGGUACUUAAGUUGCAAUAGUAGUAGGUAAUUUAAUGAAAAUUUCUUGACGUAUAUUUGCAUUAUUGAAACAAAUGUAGCAUUUUGUAAAUGCAACAGCAAUGAUGAUGUUACAGAAUUAAAGGACAAUCUGUAAAUUCCUGCAAAAUUAUAUGCUCUUAAUUUUUUCCAUUCAAUUAUCUUUUCUUUAAAUUUUUAAACAUAAUACAAAAAUAAAAAUAAUGGGGAAAAAAAUAUAAUGAAAUAGAUUUUUUUAAAGUGUGAUAUAACUUGACAAAAACAAAUUAAGAUGUCUACUACUUUAAAAUAUUGAAUGUUUUGUGUUAAACAGCUCAUAAUUUGUGACAUGUGUAUAUUUUUUGUUUGUAAUGUUGGUUGUUACCUGAAAAUAAAGUUUUUUUAUAUUAUCCAGUAAAA